Lingula anatina is the source of this 5175-nucleotide messenger RNA. RefSeq lists its product as uncharacterized. The record is from RefSeq and is a predicted model, not a curated record. Gene Ontology annotation, molecular function: calcium ion binding. NCBI's taxonomy places the organism in Eukaryota, Metazoa, Brachiopoda, Lingulata, Lingulida, Lingulidae.
UCCAAGAGGGAUAAGAGACCGAAAAACAAAAGCAAAAAGCGAUUAUUGAAGAAUAAAGCCAAAGGCAAAAACAUGGACCUAGCUGUAAAUGAUAUAGCCCAGCAAGCACCCAAUGCAACUGCAUGCAGCAAGGCUCUAAAAAGGGCUUUAGCUCUACUUCAGAAUGUUGUAGAAAACCCCCUUGAGGCGGUCUUUGAUCUCACUGUUGAUGUUGAUGUUUUUAUUCUCUUUGAUGACAGUCCUUUGCCAGAUGCCAAUACAGGUAAUUCCGUUGCUCUGACGAACGACUUGAAAGUAGGUUUAUCCUUAAUCGUCAUCAAUGCACAAAACUUAAUUCUGCUUCUGAACACUAGUGACAUUGAAAACCGAUUCCUUUGGGAAAGCACCCGAUCUUUGCUGAAGAAUUUUGUUUCACAAUCCAUCAAUCUCUUGUCAACCAGCGAUGCCUUUACCACUCGCUUCAAUGGCACAGGUGUCUUCGAGAUUGGCAACACAACAAAGGCCAUCAAAACUCUUGUCAUUGAAUUACGAAAGACUUUUCAGAGUCUUAAAAUGGAAGCCGAGUUAAUACCUGAUACAUUUGUUCAUCGGCUUGUCACCGAAGCCGAUUCCCAACUGGAGAAGUUAGAAAGAGAUGCAUGGGAAUUUGUUCAGUUCAGCAACACUGAGCUUAUCCAAGCAUUUAAGGGGUUUUCUGGCUUUGGAAUAAAAUUUGUUUCUUCGCUCACGGUAUUCGGCAUAAAUCUGGGAGAGCUUGAUUUAGAGUUUGUGUACUCCUCUGGCUCUUUAGCUCAGUGCAGCAAAUACAGUAAAGCAUACGCUCUCCUUCAGGGCAAGGAUGCCGUUCGAAUAAUGGGUUUGUUUAAAGCUGAUGGAGACGUAUUCAAGUUUUUCAAAAAAUUCCGUGGUGCUGGACUAGAGUUAGCUAUCGGCAUAAAUGGAGCACAAACUGAUAUUAUUGUCCGUGCAAUCCUCCUGUUAGAUUUGCCAGUUUUUGAUAGUACAAGAAUUGACGUUUUUAUUUCAAGGAACGGUUUGGACGCCUACGUCGAAACUGUAAUAGUAUCUUUAUUUCGAAUUGAGAUGAAUUUAUAUCUUAGAUUUAACGUCCCAGAAGUUCAUUUUCGACUGGGCAUGUCGGCAUAUUUUGUGCCAGGGCCUAAGGGUUUUGACGGAAGCUUAUGGGAUGCAGUGAUUGAAAUAGUAAAAGAAAAGUCAAGGGAAGCACAAGAGCGAAUUUCUGCUGCCCAAGAUGCUGUAACAAAAGUCCAGACUCAGCUACAAGCAGCACAGGAAAAGGUGAAUUCCGCAAAGGCUGGAGUUCUUGCUGAAAAGACAAAAUUUGACAACGCUGUUAAAGUUCUUGAAGAUGCGGAACGGAAAGUUGAGGAGGCAAAGAUUCCAUUCCAAAGGGCUCUUGAUGAGUUAGCGAGGGCUCAAAGAAAUGUGGAUAAUUUGUGCCAGAUACGAGAUUGCCCUGACAUUUGUUUGUGGGGCCUUACCUGUAGGAUAUGCAGUGGCUGGAUACCUUUUCCAUGCUGUCAGUGGGUCCCAUGUGCGAUUCGCAUCCCCGACAUUGGCUGUCUUAUAGCAAAUGCUCUAUGCCGCAUUCUUAGAGCUAUAGCUUACGCUGCUCUGGAAAUUGCUAAGAUCGCCGUUCGCAUCCCUAUGAUAGCCAUGGAUAUAGCUAAAGGGGCGCUCCAAGUGGCUCAGAUAACUGUAAAAGCAGCUAAAGUCUUUCUCGAUGUUGCAGUUGGAUUUUUAGACUUAACGAUUUAUAUUUUGAAAGGGAUCGAAUGGCUUCUCGAAUUUGUGAAAGCAGCUUUGGAGGUAGUUAAAUUCAUCCUACGUGGAAUAACAUUGGCGUUUGAGUACUUUAUUCGUUAUGGAAUUGCAAGUAUCCUGGACAUUAAACGAUGUGGUUUUGGCGUAGAAAUCAAUGCACGGGACUUUUUUCUCUUGACUGUUUCAUGCGAGUUCAAUGCUUUUAGAACUGGCUGGACAUUGUUCACAUUUAGGAUUGAUUUGAGGAAUAUUUUUCUAAACAUACUAGAGCUAGCCUUCAAGAUUGUAAAAAUGAUAUUUGAAGGUAUUGGACGUUUACUUACUGGAAGAGGAAAACGGUCUGUGGAAUAUUUAGUUAGAGCGAACAUUCUUUGGUCAUAUAAGCACCUGCGAGGACGAUUUGAGCGAGAUACACAUGGUAUGUCUAAUUCCUCCAUCAACGGAACAGUGUUUGAUGAUAUUUUUGAUGGAGAAAAUGUAACUAUUGACUCCCCCGAAUCCGACAGCCUUAAUGCAAACGACUCAACCGAAGCAAAUUACAUACAAUAUCGAAUUAAUUUGUUCAAAAGAAAAUGUGACGAGUUCUCAGUCAUUGACACAUUUUUGACCACAGUGGCUGAAGCAUUAUACAACGUGUCAUCAGUGGCAAAAGAUUCCAUUGAUAAUGCCUCUACAGUGGUGGAUGAUUUGACUAGCAUGACAAAGGUGGAAAACAUAAGCCUUAACGAUUCUGGGUUUAACAAAACCGAUGCCUACGUCAACUAUAACUUGACUGAAAAUGACCUUGAAGAUGUGAUUGCAAAUUCCAACGUGACCUCUGAUCCGGUGGUAGGUGCGUACGUGGGCAUGAUGGAUACCGCUGUAAAUGCAACGAAGGAGGAAACCCAGAAGGCAAAAAGCUUCCCAAUCGGCACCGCAUGGAGACAAACAAUGGAGAAUUACACACGGGACACACAAGACCCGAACAAGUGUUCCAGUUUUGAGGAUUGCUUACUUAUGUAUUUCUAUGAUUUCUACCGUCUUUACUUAAACGUCUCCAUUGCCCAGGCAGACACCAUGCGGCAGCUGAUACCGCAAAUUGAAGACAGUUUUCUUGGCAUUGUCAGAAACGAUACGCUGACAACAGAGGAUGCCGUUGCUCUGAGUGGUGAGCUGUUGUCUGUACUGCUUCAGAGUAGAGAAACCAAAGUUUUCUGUGCCACAGCACCCAAUAUUUCUGUAGAGGUCCACGACAUCGCCGUUCUGGUAGGUCAUAAUGUGACUUUGACCUGUAACGCAACAGGCGAACCUGCACCUUACUUCGAAUGGCAGAAAGACGGAGAACCGAUUUAUGGAAACAGCAGCUUAAACGUAAACAUUGACGGAAAUGUUUUAGAAAUCCCAGUUGCGGAACAAAUGCAUGAUGGCUAUUACGCAUGCGUUGCAGUGAAUCACGUAGUUAGCGUUGCUUCGAGGGGUGUUCUCAAAGUUGAAGAACCGCCGUGCGAGGUGAUGCCUCCCCUUAAUGAUCUGGUUGUACUUGAGGGGUACGAACCAUCAGCCAACAUCACGUGCAACGUGACUGGAGAUCCAUUUCCAACUAUCACGUGGACGUUUGAGACCAAUUUGAGCAGCACAAAUAAUACCACAGUUCCUGUCUUUCUUAACAGCAGUGACCCUAUUCUGAAAAUUCCCAAACCCAGGCUUGUUGAUGCUGGUUUUUACCAAUGCAGUGCAGAAAACAAACAUGGUUUACAUAAGAUGAACCACACCCAAAUGAUAGUUAGGCCUGUGCGAGUGGCGUUGCCACGGGCACAAAUAACCAUGGCUGUGAGACGAAUAGCAGCAGCAGAUACGGAGACCCCUGUCACCCUAUUUCAGAACAUGUCAUUAGAUGGGCUAGACUUCAAGGAAACCAUAGAAAUGACGCUGAUGCAAUUACUUAAUGACAACGUCACCGUUUCGAACAUAACACAUCUUGAAAAUGAUGGAACCCAAUUCACCAUUUUGGCAAAUGAGAUCGCCAAUUCCACAGAUCACAACAACUCGUACGGACAACUGAACCAACAGUAUGGUGGGCUGCGGCAGUCAGUCAUGAGAAGUGUUCGUGUGCUUUACAAUUAUGGGUACCAGGGAACGUUUAUCUUCACCCAUGGCGCCCAUUAUGUUAGUAUUGACCACAACCAACUGCGAGCGUCCUUUGAUUCCCCACUUUGUCCGCUCGGUUAUGAACACAGCGUGGAGUUUGAAUAUCUAUGCGCCGCUUGUAUGCCGGGGACAUAUUCUGAUGAAAAGUCUCGCACCUGCAAGCCAUGUCAGUUUGCAUUUGAUGACAAGAGUAUGGGAGCCGUCCGCUGCACAGGCACGACAGAAGUUAAUGAACCUCAGAGACUUACCUGGAUGAUUCCUGUUAUCGUUUCAACUGUUCUUACAUUGGUGGUAUUGGUAGCACUAUUUGUUGGAUUAAAAGUAAUGAAGAAGAAACUCGUUGCGCGACAAAGCGUCACUCCAAUAACGAGCGAAGAAAAUUUAAGGUCGGUCAAUAGCUCCCAUUUAGACAUGAAACGGUUCAGAGGUUCAGAGGCGUGGUCGAACACUGGCAACGAGUGUUCACCAGUGCAAGCAAAACGUGGGAUAGGUGAUUCAGCAGUAGAGGUGGUCGAAAUAGAGCAGACUGAAACCACCAAUAGUGACAAAGCCUGGAACAGACUCUCACCCUUGAUCGGGAAUCCUGCUCCUCCUCUUGUCACCGAUGGUGACGCCCCACACCCCUGGCCCAUUUGGUCUAAAGUUCCUGAAAUCAAAAACUCCCAUAACAACGGGGACUAAUAUGUGAUUUCAGUAGAAAUGACUAAUCAUUGUAUCAUAUCGUAAAGGAUGUAUUUGUGCAUUAAAAUGAAGGGAUACUUAAAAUGUGCAUAUCAUAUGCUUUAUAUCAAACAUUGUAGAAUUUGACUCUCAGUUCAUUGAGCUUUGCAAUAUAGUCUCAAAAGAGUUAUAAUUUUUUAUGUAGUCGCAUUUUACAUAUAGAAUUCCAAUAGAUAUCUGCUGCAAAUGGUUCUCAUGAAACAACCCAACCGUCUAUCAAUUCCAUGGGUUAAAACUCCCACCCAUGUGAACCUUGGUAAAAAAUGUGUUGGCGUUGGUAUUAGAGUAUUUCAAUGGUUUAGCUUGGUAGGUCAAUGUUCUAAUACGCACAUCCCCAAUUUACACAAUGAUCGGUUGCCUAAAUAUUAUGUAAUAGAAAAAUUGAUACCAUGGGUACCUUGAAGCGAUGUAUACAUGUAUAAUUGCUGUAGGUGACAAUUUUUUUGCUAAGGGGGUAUAUAUAUAUAAUCCAAAAGGGGCAAAAGGGGCUGUUUAAAUAAAUAAAUGUUUGUUAGUUUCUAAGUCAAAUAUUAGUGGCUUUCA